AUGGAAGAAAAUAGGUCGCUGACCGAGUUUCAUGAGAAGUUCAAGGCAGACAAAGAAGUUUACGGGUACGUCUCGCCGAGAUACGUACGAAUAUCAUAAAAUUAUGGGGCGCUGACCACUUAGAAAAAAAUUAAGAUGAACUUUAUUAGUUUUUCAAUCAAGUAAUUGUUCUGAGGAAAAGAAUUCUUUGCUUUUUUUCUUUUUCAUGCACAUUAAUUAAUAAAUUACUUAGGAAGAUAGGCUUAGUUUUUAAGGCUUCACACGGAGGCGGAGCGCGCAUAGCGCGAAGCCGACUGUGGCUCGCUUCGAAAAAAACUGAGCCACAGUGAACAAUUCGUCAAAUAAAUAAAAAUACUUGACAUGGAGGGGGGCAUUCUGAAAUGGAGGGGGGGCCAUUCUGAAAUGGAGGGGGUCAUUCUGAAAUGGAGGGGGCCAUUCUGAAAUGAGAGGGGGCCAUUCUGAAAUGAGAGGGGGUCAUUCUGAAAUGGGAGGGGGCUUGUUCGAAUGAGCUCUGGGGGACUAUUUCAAAGUCGUGCGGGGGGCAAAUAUGAAAGAUUGCCUAGGCAUUUCAGAAUCGCCCCCCGUUUUGUACUGCGGGGGGCCAUUCUAGAAUACAUACUCACCCCCCGCGUUUGAUUUUACCCCCCACAUGAAGUCCUCCGAUUUUACCCCCCGCAGAUCGGAAUUUGGCUUGGUGGGGGGCUUGUUGGAACGCGGGGGGCAAAAACAGUGUGGGGGGCGAUUCUGGAAUUUUCCCAAGUUUGUCUUGAAAAAUUACUCAAAAUAGUGUUUUCUUACAUUCCAAACAUUUUUGACUGAAAAUUCUCACCAGGAAACAAAAUUUUUUUUCAGCUUACUCUCUACAGUAACCCUAAAAAGGGGCGGAGCCACUUGGAACCUGGUGCUUAAUAAUCAGAAGCACGUGUGUGAGCUGUUGUCACAUUUUGAAGCAAAUAAGACAUUUUUUUUUCUGUUUUGCUUUCGAUUACCGAAAAGCCAUCGAUUUUCUCAGAAAUCGUGUGUUGAAUCGAAAACCACUUGUUUUAUAAACAGCUUCAAGUCUCUUUCUCUCUUUGAUGAAAUAUCCCGUCGUUUAAGUUCUCACGAAAAGGCCAUUCAUUUCAUAAACAUACUCGGACAUACGUAACAACAUACGGCGGUGCUCCGGACCUUUCUGGACAUUACUAGUGACCACUUCAGUAGCGUCAGCACUCUUAAGUGACUUUUUCCUAGAAUCGCCCAGAAACGUCCGCAGCACGUCCAUUUUGCGUUACCAAUGUCUGAUUAUGCGGCUUUUCUCAAAAACAAAAAGAAAAAAUACCAUUUCCCAUUAGUCUUCACGAAAUAGUUUCUAUAGAUAUUCUGAAGCUUCAAAAAAUUCCAAGUGUUCCUGAAUUUGGCGGUUUUUCUUUUUCUUUUGUGGAAAACAAAAAGGUAGCGCUUCAUUGACACUCUACAAAAGAGAAAAAAAGUUGUAAAUCGACUCCCGAAGGGUUGGGGUAGCCAUUUUCCGAACUUUGCCUACAACCAAGCUGCACAAACAAACGGCACACCUGACAGGUAGAUCGUCGCUUUCUUUUGCUCCUGACUGGCCGCGCGCUCUCAUCCUUUAUAAAUAAAUGAUUAAAAUUUAGUUAAUACAAGCUUCGAAAUUUCGAAGAAAAACGGGGUAGGUUUAAUGAAAAACCAAGCUGAAAAAGCCUAGAAUUCGGACCUUCUGGCCCAUAUAUUAGAGUAAUUGCGUGGCUUUUCCUUUUUCCCUUCCACUGGCCUCUAAAAAAGGCAUCGCCUUACGUCUAUCUUGCUUUUUUUUGAAUGAUUCUCUGAUACAUAAAAAAAUGUUUUUUAUUAUUUUGAAAAGAAAAGAAUUCGCUGCAAUUCGAAGUGACUGAGAGAUUUCAGAGUUUUUUUUUUGAAUAUCAGAAAAGAUUUUUAAAAAAGGUGUCAUAUUCAAAAAUGGGAAUUAUGAGGAUUGUCACUUGCGGUAUUGUUUUUCGAAUUCACCAGCUGAUAGGAUGCGGCUGUCGUCAUUUUGCUGUUCACGAAAUUUCUGAUGUGUACUUUAGAGAAGAAUAUUUUGAGCUUUCGAUUUUCGAAAAGUGAUCUCUUGGAAUUAUUCAAAUAAGCGAGAAAGAAAGAAAUAUAUUCUUCGCAGAUACAGUAGCUUGAAAAUCGUUUCUAUUCGAAUACAUAUCAAAAGCCUGAAUACCCAUUUUUUCACCAACUUUUGACUCUAGCGUGAGGUCAUGAGUUUAUGAGAAAAAAUUCAGAAUAAACCCUAUUUAACCGAGUAAGUGGUCCAAUUUGAAUUUUGUUCAAAAUGAACCUCAUUGGUUCACAGAGCUUUUGAAGCUUAAAAGUUGACUAGUUUCAUCGUUUUUAUUUAGAACUUCGUGGUAAUCAGAAAUUUGAAAUCUCAAGAUUUUUCCAGCGACGCGAAUUUUUCAAAAAUCACUGUAAAAACACAUGUGAACUUUUCGAGAUGAAUCAACUUUUCUCGGUUGUUUCGACAUAAUUGGAGUCGAGGAAAUUCAGAAGUGGCGGAACAAAUGACGUGCGGCAGCAUCUGCCCCGGCGGCAGUUGGCGCGGCGGCGGCUGCUCGUCUCACACAUGCGGCACCACGUUUCGCUGUCUUCGACCCCUCCUUCCGCACUCUUUUCUGUUCUUCCCACUUUUGUUUCUCGUGAUUACAUCUUGACUACUUCUCACUUUUGCAUCACGGUGAUAGGUUAUUUCUUCUGAUACGAGUUUCUUUCUGAAACACUACCUGACAGCUAGAUAUUCAAAAAAAAGUUCCAACGCCUUCUCUGGUGCUUCUUCCAUUCUCUUACAAACUAUCUCAUAAAAUUAUUCUUAAAUUUUACUUUUUUUUUCCUGUUUUAUUUUGUUUUACCCGGUGUUAAUGGUUUCAUUGGUAUUAAUGCAACGUGACGCUGAUCCUGCAGAACUUUAACUCAGUUCAUGUUCAUAAAAAAGUUUUUCAAAUCAUCACAAAAAAGGCAAACAUGUUCCUUCAACAAGAAUCGUUGGAAAAACGGCUCGAACAAAAUUAAUUUUUUUUCAGUUCGUAACCAGAUGGUUAGCUUAUCCUGUUACGCGAAACCUCCGCCAGUACUUUGAAAAAAAGUUUAUCAACUCUCCAGUUUGGUUAGAUUUCGAUUUCACUCUUUUUCCCUCUGAAAAGGCUGUGUAGCUAUAGACUUCAAAAGCAGAAGGUAAAAAAAAAAUCAAAACAGCAGAAUUGACGGAAAUUUAUAUAGAUAAAUGCACAGAUAUGGCGACAAUCCAGCUUUCUUUCGUUCCCAUAUUCAUUUCGAACCUUGUGCGUUAGUACUAAUCCUUAUUUUUUUUUUCCAGAUCUGAUCGCAGUGCGCGGGAAAUGCUAGUAAUUGUGCCAUGAAAACUAAAACCGCCGAUACAGAGCUUGAAACAGAAAAAGUAAGUUUAAAAUGAAAACUUAACAGCAGAAUAUAACUUUUUGAAAAGAAAAUUACUAAUUUUUAAAAAUCUCACUUCAUCAAACUACAUAUAUUUUUGAAGAAAGAUCAAGAACUGAAACGAGAAGUCUAUAAAAAAAACAGCCAGCUGUCUAUAACUUUCCCGAAACGCUCGAAAACAUAUGUGGGCAGUUUUUAUCUAAAAUAGAUACCGCAUCUCUUAGAACUCAAACAUUCAUUUACAUCAUUUUUGCUCGUCCCAGUGACUUUGAACUCAAUUUGAAAAAAGUUUUGAAAACUUAAUAAUUUAGGUACCUUAGCACUGAAUUAUUUUCAUUCUUUUCUUUCAAAUAUUAAAACUAACCAUAAAAAACGUUUUCAUAUGCAAGGAAAGUACAUGCAAAUACUGAAAAACCUAUUUUGGAAAAUUUUUCGAAUCAAUAAAAGCUCGAGCAAUAGUCAAAACACGUUUUAAGUCACUUUUCUAGAGCCAUCAAAUCCGAAAGUUAUCACCGCGUGCGUUUUAAUUGCUUCUUCUCUGCAAUGUGUAAUCUUACUGACACUGGAAAAAGGUUCAUUUGAAAAAAAUUUUGAAAAACUCACCCAAAGAUUUUAAUUACCCUGUUUUUGUCAAAAGUCACCAAUUUUUCAAGCACUACGUGAUUAUACUCAGACUAUUUCCAUAACUUUCGAAUAUGGAAAAAGUCAAUGUUUCAGAUGCACAUCAAGCCGGGAUUUCUGCAACGCAAAUGGCGACGGCUCAAAACGGAGAUGACUUCAUCUCUGCUGGCGCACUACCGUCGUUGCGUCGUGCGAGUGAAGCGUUGUCUGCGCGACGACACCGUCGGAGACACGGAACGUCGGAAAAGCCAAGCCAAGCUGCAUCCUCUUCCCGGUCGGUCCGACAAAUAAUGUUUCAAUGACCAAAAAUCCAACUAAACGGAUUGAGUGGGGAUAAAAGAAAUGUGAAGCACCGUUCAAACUCUGAUCACGGAACAAAAGUUUGGGAAUCCGAGCAGAGUCUCUUUUUCAUGACGGUACCUAGCCGGCACCGAAGAAUCGAAUGUCACGUUUCUUUGCGUUAUCACGAAUGUUAUCGAAAGUGAACAGCCGCUUCGGCUUUCAGGAUCUUUGCCCAUCGUCUUGUGCUUUCGUUCGUCAGAAAAAAAAGUGUUUAUCUCUGGGACAAAAAUAUUUUCAAGGUUAAACUCUGGAAUUCUUUUUGAACGUGAUUUAUGCACUCGAGUUGAAUUUUUAGAGGAUACCCAAAUCUUAAAUCGAACUUUGAAAACUUUAAUGAGCUCAAAGUUAUAAUUUUAAAGGAAAUCAGAAACUGAAAACUGUUGAAAAAUGAAUUAUUGAAAAAUCUUGUUUCUUAUCGUUUUAUUUUUUAAUAUCAUACAGCAAAUAAACGUUUUUAAAACAUUUUGCGUGUUUUAUAUUUCUUUUAUUCGAAUACUUUUAGAUAUGGGCCGAGGUGUUUUGUACUUCAAUCAAAAUUUAGAACUUUUUGAUUUGCGUUCUACAGACCGACCGUUGCGUCGAGCGGCUUCUAAACUCAACCGGAAGCCGACGAACGAGCUGGAGCGACUUCGAAGGAAAGGCGACGACUGGACAGCCAACGACCUGUUCCGCUUCCAGUACAGCGACCCUGAAAGCGGCACUCCCGAGGAACGCAAACAGCUUUGUUAUGAUUGGCUCGAUCGUCUUCACAACAUUUCCAAAAAAUAUUGCUACCUUGCCUGGUGAGUCAUAACAUGGAAUUCUCAUUCUUUUCUUAUGGUGCAGGUACGAGGCGGCGAUUUAUGCAUGCUACUACCGUCUGGCGCCGAUUAUGAUGGAUUCCCAAGAAAAACAGAAACUUUGGCUCGAUGUCAGGCGUGAAUACGCCGAGAUAUUCAUGAUGGGGAGAAGAAUUUGGCGGCGUGCCAUACAUCCGAGCCGAUUGCGGGUUUUCUACGAUUUGGCUAUGCUCUGCGUUCGGUUCGGUCAAAUAGAGGUCAUAAUCGAACCAUUUUAACCGUAGGUCUUACGGGAAAAAAACUCACAAGGGAAGUGUUCUUGGUGGUCGGUUGAACUCUUGAUGAAACUUCGCUUAAAUGUACUAUAAGACCUUCUCUUUUCAGAAAACGAAUAAACUUUCUCGCAAUAGCUCUCAUUUUCGAGCUAUGAAGCUUCAAAUUUUGAACGCUGAAUAAGUGCUGCAAGGCAAGAGGGAAUCUGGCUUGCGUACGAGCCAUACACUCCAGUUGGCAGCGUGGUGUAGUGGCUACCGUCCUUGCGCUGCGGUGCCUAUGACAAAGGUCGAAAAUUUUUGAAGAAACUCGCUUUUGCCAAAACUUCCAAGGGAGGAAUCAAUCGACAAUGUUGAAAAAGAUCGAAAUUUUCUUUUCAAUAACAAAGCUUCUCCUUUUGAUUCGGUUUACCGAUAAAAAAAAGUUCUUCGACGUAUAAACAUGAGGAAUAAUUUCUAUUUUGAGGGGAAAAAAUCAACGGUUUUUAGCGUUUCAGUGCAGUUGAUAUUUUAAAAGGAAUCGAAUCGAAUAUACACCACAGAAACAAAAAUAAAUCCGUUCUAGCUUUUUGAAAAAAAUACAGAAAGCGAUCUAUUGAUUAGCUCUAUGAAUGAGUCGAAGGAAAAAAAUUGCUAUUUUGGAAAAAAAAUUUGGAUCUAUUUCAACAAUGUCGAUUGAUUCCUCUCAGGGAAGUUAUGGCAAAAAGUUUCGAACACCGGUCAGCAAUUACUCAGCGUACAAACUUUGAAGCUUCAUAACUCGAAAACGAGAUCUAUUGCGAGAAAUUUUAUUCGUGCUCUGGAAAGAGGAGGUCUUAUAGUAUACUUCAGCAAAGUUUCAUCAAAAGUUCAACCGACAACCAAAAACAUUCCCUUUGUUAGCUCAUUACAGAAACAAAACUUAGCCGAAAGCUCAUUGUAAACACGACGCAAUUUCAGAACGAUGAUACAAUAGUCCUGUUCCGAGAUCUACUCUCCGACGCCACCAACUUCGACUUCAAAGUCCUCAACGAAGUCGAGUUCAUAAAAUCAAUCGACAAAGUAGGCGGACAAAUAAUAAUCCUCCAAUACUCUAACGGUUCAGGUGAUCAAAUUAGAGAAUCAUGUGAUAGAUCAGUUCUACAAACGUCGGCGCUCUUCCGGCUCAAUCCGGUCUUCUUUCCGAUCCCGACGCAACCUGGACAGAUCGCCAUCAAGGAGGUCCACGACGAGCUACAACGGCGGACUUGCGACGUCUGGCCCCGACGAGGCAGACCAAGACCCUGCAGAAGCCGACCGAAUCAGUCUGACUAGCGUCGCCGAGUCGCUGAGUAAAAUCGCAGUCGGCGAUAAAAUCAUUCCUCCAGUGCCGACCUCUCCAAUGACGACAUCACUUCUGGUGCCUACUAUUGUUAUCGAAGGUCCUGACGUCACCACAAGAUCUUCUUCGCCGCGAUUGGUACAUUUCGAGGAUGGAAAUAGACAGACUUGA
Molecule: messenger RNA, 6923 nt
Organism: Caenorhabditis auriculariae
Lineage: Eukaryota; Metazoa; Nematoda; Chromadorea; Rhabditida; Rhabditidae
Source: the annotation of a GenBank genome assembly